CUGGGUUCCUUAAUUUCUGGAGAUAAUUUUCGAAUUGCUCCAAAUUUUCAAUACACAUGAUGCUUGAUGACUUCUUUUGGGUGUAUGUAUUUUGAAUAUCAGUAAUAUGCAGGAACAAUUUGCUAAAGUUAUGAGUCAGAUGACAAAAAUUGAAACACUUACUGGUAGCAACUUUAAGAAGUGGAAAGCAGAUGUAGAAAUAGCUCUAGGACUUAUGGACAUUGACUUGCCACUUAGAGUUCCCGAACCACCAAAAAUUAAUGAUACUAGCACCAGACUUGAAAAGGAUAAAGCUGAAAAAUGGGAGAGCAACAAUAGGAUGUGCAUCAAGAUUAUGCAGAGGGCAAUGACUGAUACGGUAAGGGGAGGGAUUCCUGUUUGUGAGAGAGCUGCAGAUUUUUUAGCAGCCAUAGAAGAAAAAUUGAAGGAAAGUGAUAAAGCUGAAAUAACAAAUCUCAUGAAUACCCUUUCGACUAUGAAGUAUGAUGGUAAUGGAAGUAUUAGGGAGCACUGUUUGAAGAUGAUUGAUAUUGCAAGUAAGCUGAAAACUCUAGAAGUUCCUGUAGCAGAUCCAUGGCUAGUUUAUUUAGCUCUUUCUUCUCUACCUCCUCAAUUUAGUCAACUAGUCACAACCUACAACACUCAGAGAGAUAAGUGGACAAUUAAUGAACUCAUAUCCAUUUGUGUGCAAGAAGAGGAUAGGAUUAAGAAGGAAAAAGGCAAAGUUGUUUCCACAGUGAACUUGGUGACAAAAGGGCAGUCAAAGAACUAUGGGGUUAAGAAGCCUACAUUCAAAUUUCUCUAAGGGUUCAUCUUCUGCUGGGGAUCUCAC
Molecule: messenger RNA, 832 nt
Organism: Rosa chinensis
Lineage: Eukaryota; Viridiplantae; Streptophyta; Magnoliopsida; Rosales; Rosaceae
Exons: 2
Coding region: 107-805 (232 amino acids)
Source: RefSeq, a predicted model, not a curated record